GAAGCUUGUGAGUGUUAAUAGAAGCUGAGCUUCGAGGUUGCACGUGUGAAUCGGUUCCUUUUGCCGUGUUGGUCCCUUUCCGCGAUGGUGAUGGAGGAAGUCUCGAUGCUGGAGUGUUCGGGCUUGGCGCGGCUGCUGCGGGACCCGGCGGAGAGCGGGCGGACGCUGGUGCUGGACUGCCGGCCCUUCCUGGCCUUCUGCCAAGCCCACGUCCGGGACUCGAGGCCCGUGCACUGGAACGGGUUACUCCGGCGCCGCUCCCGAGGAAGAAGCAACGCAGGAACAGGGGGUUUGGUGGGUCUGGAAGGGCUGCUGCCGGACCGGGCGCUGCUGGGGCGCCUGCGGAGGGGGGAAGUGGCCCACCUGGUGGCCCUGGACCAGGGCAGCCCCGCCCUCGACGCCCUCCGCCCGGACUCCCCCGCCAGGAGCCUCCUCGCCGCCCUCCUCGCCGAGGAACCCGGGCGCGGACCCCCACGGACACAGCUCUACCUCCUCCGAGGUGGGUUUGAAAACUUCCAAGCAAAUUUCCCCGAAUUGUGCUUUGUGGCCCCUACACCGCUGGCGACGAUGGAAGUGCCUCCUUCUCCUUCUCCGCUUCUGCCGAGUCCUGAAGGCAGCGCCAACACCCCCUCCUACGACCAGGGUGGUCCAGUGGAGAUCUUGCCCUUCCUCUUCUUGGGCAGCUCCUUCCACUCCUCCAACCGGGAGGUGCUGCAAUCCCUGGGCAUCACGGCCGUCCUCAACGUCUCCUCCAGCUGCCCCAAUUACUUUGAGGAGCAAUUCCAGUACAAGAGCAUCCCUGUGGAAGACAACCACAUGGCCGAGAUCAGCGCCUGGUUCCAGGAGGCCAUCAACUUCAUCGAUUCGGUGAAGAGCAAUGGAGGGCGGGUGCUGGUCCACUGCCAGGCGGGCAUCUCCCGCUCGGCCACCAUCUGCCUGGCUUACUUGAUCCAGAGCCGCCGAGUCCGGCUGGAGGAGGCCUUCGACUUCGUCAAGCAGCGCCGAGGGGUCAUCUCCCCCAACUUCAGCUUCAUGGGGCAACUCCUCCAGUUUGAGACGGAAGUCCUGUGCCACUAGGCUGCCAUUGACGCCAACGACUCUUCCAAACACAGAGACUCGGACAGUGUGCCUGUUUACAAUAGAAACCAAUUGAUGACGUUGGAAAUUCUGGAAGGUCCACGUCAGGCAUGGGCCUACUUGGGCUCACCCACCCUCCAGGUGUUUUGGACUACAACUCCCACAAUUC
Molecule: messenger RNA, 1246 nt
Organism: Anolis sagrei ordinatus
Lineage: Eukaryota; Metazoa; Chordata; Lepidosauria; Squamata; Anolidae
Gene: DUSP2
Product: dual specificity phosphatase 2
Biological process (GO): endoderm formation; negative regulation of MAPK cascade; protein dephosphorylation
Cellular component (GO): nucleus; cytoplasm
Molecular function (GO): MAP kinase tyrosine phosphatase activity; MAP kinase tyrosine/serine/threonine phosphatase activity; protein tyrosine/threonine phosphatase activity
Source: RefSeq, a predicted model, not a curated record